Arabis nemorensis is the source of this 618-nucleotide messenger RNA. The record is from the annotation of a GenBank genome assembly. Lineage: Eukaryota; Viridiplantae; Streptophyta; Magnoliopsida; Brassicales; Brassicaceae.
AUGGCUUCAAUCUCGACUUGGUUCAGAUACAUGGCUCAUAAGCUUGAGUAUUCCCUCACGCUCAGUCUCAAGAGUCAUAGGAGAGAAAAACUGAGUGACCGAGAACUCAUUCAAAUAGUCUGCAAGAAUCUAUUCUAUGGAAAGAUAACCUUCUUACACUCCGAUAAAGGACGGGAAAUGGCCCCAACCAUGGGAGCUCAUGAAAACACACUUCUUAUCCGUAAGAUACCAAUGGCUAAUACGAGGUAUCUAUUCAUUGGAGACGCUGUCGUCUUGAAGGAUCCAAACAAUUCAGAUAAGUAUCUGGUAAGAAGAUUAGCAGCUGUAGAAGGAGUUGAGAUGGUAUCGGGUGAUGAAAAAGAAGAGCCUUUUGUUCUCGAAAAAGAUCAAUGUUGGGUAAUAGCUGAAAACCAGGAGCUCAAAGCUAAGGAAGCAUAUGAUAGUCGAACAUUUGGUCCAGUUUCAACAGCAGACAUUGUUGGAAGAGCUAUCUACUGUCUGAGAACUGCCGUGGAUCAUGGUCCCGUUCGAAACAGUAACACUGCAAUGGGACAAGAUUCUCCAAUUUUGGCUGUAGAAUUGGACGUUGACGAGAUGGCGAAAAACCACAAGGCAUGA